AUGACCUCGGACACCGUGCCAGCGUCCGAACGGCCUGAGCCCUCCCCGCUAACUGACUAUCUUGCCGGUAUGUUGCGCACGCCCAAUCAGUCUCACUCACUCACACCCUCAGAUGUAGAAAAGUCAUUCGAUGCGGACAGGGGAUUAGCCUCAUCGCCCUCAUCCUCCUCCACCCCCACCACACCUGCCACUGACCGUGAUCGACGAAAGAGCAGGCGGCAAUCCACUCCGUUCUAUACAAAGGGCAUUCCAACUAGCCCUGGUCCUCCCGUCACUCAUCUCGACCUCGCCAAGGCUGCCGAACAGCGCCUCAAGGUUCCGUCCACCCCGACACCAAUGCGCUCAGACCGGAGCCCGACAUCACCCUCAUUGUCCCCGUCCGCGACGCCGUCGUCAUUACCGACACCGUCCCCAUCACGAUCGCCGUUGAGCCGACCACCAGUGCUACGACGACCGACAGACGAUGGCUUCACAGAGCGAUUCCAGUAUCUCGUUGCCUCGAGCGGGCUGCUCGAGAAGACGCAGAUCCUGUCGCUCGUGAGCGCACAGGAGGAGGACAACCCGCCAGUGCCGCCAGAAGCCGACGACAAACUGCAGAUGAUCGUGCAAUCGCAGCAGCACCGAUGGGACAUUUACGCUGCGAGCGCGUUUGUCAUCGUGUCAGUCCUGUAUGUCCUAGGGCUGUCCAUGUUGCUCGUCCCAUCGGCGGCGGUCGCGGGUGGCGCUGCCCUGCUGCUACCCUCGAAAAGUGAUUCGACCUCGGAAAUGGCGAAAGCCCCACAAGUUGAUUCGACUGAAGCCGCAAAGGAGGAGCCGAAGCCGUCCGAGGAUAGCACGACUCGGGUGUUCAACACGCUGAACGCGCUGCUCGCAGAGUCGCGAAACCUCGACCAGGCCAUCGGAACUGCCAUGUCCCUUUUGGCGCCUCGCCCCGACGACCUUGAGAGUGGCCACAGCCUCAGGAUCGCCCUUCACCGACUGUUCUCCGACAUGACCGACAGCCUGGCGGGAACGACGUCGACGCUGAUCCCGAUGGCCGACCGCAGCGAACUUGCCGUGCUCGGAGACAUGUACGACAUUCCCGUGCUCGGGAACCGCAGGAGACGCGCGUCCAGCAGCGGCAGCGAAGGAAGCACAACGACGCCUGUACCUCACCGGCAACGCUCGUUAUCAACUUCGGAGGCUGUAACCAUGGGUGAUGAUCCGAGCACGCCUGCGGCUGCGGCACCCGACGCCAAUGAUCGGUUCACCCCUCUGCCAGUGCGCCAACUUCGUCAUAAGCGGUCGGAGAGCAGAGGCUUCGACCACUCGCCGGCCGCAUCCCCUCUGCGACCAUACCACAGCCAGCACCAGCGGGAAGCGUCGGUUGAAACGCGAGGAAACGAUGGCGACGAAGCGAUGUCUGUCGCGAGCUCGUCGACCGAGAGCAGCAGCUUGGCGCCUUCAUCGCUUCCGGAACAGCUUAAUGGGGCACGCCCGCCAGUUGGACCAGCGAGCCGUGCAGUCAUGAUGUCUUUCACUCCCAAGCGAGCUUCCCCACUAGCGCACACGGGACACACGGGGCACACCCUGGAGCGCCCAGACGCUGCGCCCUCGAGUUUCCCUGCGAACGCUGCGCCGUCCAGCUUCCCUGCGUCGGCCCGAACCACCUCACCCACGUCCUUCCACAUGCGGCCGUCACAGUCACCGUUCCGACGAUCGCUGCAGGACAUUCCUUACAUCCACACGCCGCCCAGCUCGAGUGCUGAGCAGGCGGCCGAGCUCGCCAAGGCGCGCGCGACUUCCAACAUGUCGAGCGCCAAGCGGCGGUCGCUCCAGACGCCUUACAACCUCGACCUGCAGCGGGAACAGACGCUCGUCGAAGCGAACGCCGGCGGCCUGACGCGCGCGAGCUCGCUGCAGUACACGAACCGCAGCGCACACUCGGAUGCGUUGGCUGCGUUGGAAGGAAAGCGGAACGUGACCGAGCCCGUGAGGUCCGGUUUGCGGCCGCUGACCAUGUCCGCCUCCCUGUCGACGCCAAACAAGCGAGCGUCGAGUAUUUGGAACACUCAGAUCAGCCCGCCAAAGUCGACGCCGCAGCAGCAGGUCGUCGAGUCCAAGUCGCGCAACCGUAACUCGAUCAUUUUGGAGAGCGGCUCGGCGGGUACGGCGGCGAUGGCGCAGUCAGAGGCAAUGUCGAGCAGACGGUCAUCGACCACGCUAGAGGGCCAGACGUUGUUGUCGUCGCCGGACGGCUCGGCUGCGUCAAAGCGGUCAUCGCUGCUCCUCGACCAGGGACCGGCUGGCAAGCGUGUGCAGCAGCUGCUCGGUGAACAGAACGCUCUUGGGCUGGGUCACUCUCCGCGCUCAGCCUCGCUCGGCGUACACCAGCCGUUCCAGCGUGUGCCAUCGAUCUCGCCGCUUACACUCGGCGGAUUGAAGGCGUCCUGCCAUGGCGUGCACCUGAAGCGACGACGAGUGGCUUGCUGUCUUCUCGGCCUGCGCUUCGCCGAGCCCCGUAGCAGUAGCUAUUGGGACGACGUGUGCGGGGAGAUGCAGAAGCUCACCGAGGCGAUGGCCAUGAGCCGGGAGAGCUUGGAUAGUGCGCGCGAGGAGGCCGAGAAGGAGCUCAGCGCGCAGCGGGCUCUCGCCGAGAGUGCGAAGCGGCACUCAUCCCCCGCGGCGCCGCUCGGUAACAUUGACGACGGACCUGUCGAGUUUGCUCCGCGGUCCGACCCAAUGUUAUCCAGCGUCGAUGAGCUGCAGCGCACGCUCGCACGAGUGUGGGCGCGCUGCGAUGAGCUGCGGCAGCGCGGCGUCACGCUCGAGCCAGACAUUUUAGCCUCCAUCUGGGCGGACGUGCGCAGCGACGUAGGCGGGAUGCUGCGCCAAGUCGAGCGCGGCCGCGAAGCGGUGCGCUCUACGAAUGUUUCCGAAGCGGGCGCGACGGACCCGACCGACUCGGAAAUCAUGCCGAUCAGUGCGUCCAGCGCGGACAUGGAGCCCGGCUUCCUGCGUGCGUGGGAGGCAGUUGAUCAGGAGGAGGACGAGAUUGAACGUCUCGUCUCUGGCGAGGACGUGCCGCCCGACUCUGAGCCGUAUCAGGAGUUCCUCCCGCCGCCGGGCAUUGACGAGGUGUUUGAGGCGGCGAUCCCGCCGGCACCUGCGCCGCGACCAAAGGCGACCUUGUCCCGUGACGAGCGCAUGAAGGCCGCCAAGGAGGCACGCGCGCGGGGUGCGGCCAUGGACCGCCUGACCGCCAACAGCAAGGAGCCCUCCCCCGAGCCCGAAGCAGAGGAAGGGGUACAGCAGGCAACCAGCUCCCUAGUCGCCAGCGACGGUGCCCAAGGAGUCGAAGCCGGACUCUACUCCAGACUCGCGCAUCUCGACUCCCAACAGCACACCUGCUUCCGCCCGCGUGACAACGCCCCAAUCGACGAGCAGCGCACCCCGUCUCGUUGCGUCGCCGUCCCGCUCGCCAACAGUGCUUUCGCCGGUUCAGCCGCAAGUCACGUCGCCGACGAGCGGGCGGAUUGGCUCGCCGACGCCCUCGUCUCGCGUGACCUCGCCGACGCCGAGCUCAAGAGUGUCCUCGCCUCCGCCGACGGCGUGGUCGCCUCGCAGUGCGCCGCGCGUCCUCUCCCCGACUUCUGCGCGCAUGGUCUCUCCCCCGCCUGGCCGGAUGGCGACCAUGUCCCCUCCCCUCAAAUCACCAUCGCCCAUCUCGCCGCGCGCACUCUCGCCCACCGGGCCGCACACGCCGAGCCGCUCCCCUUCGCUCUCCCGGCAAUCUUCUCUCACCCGGGCAUCAAGUCUGACGCGUCCUGGCGCCUCGGGCGCGAGGAAACAGAAGGGCAUGUCCCUGCAGCCGAUAGCGGCUACUGUGCCGCUGGCCACGAGCCCGGACGCGGAACGCAGGAGGAGCCUGCAGACGCUGUACGAGGGGUCGAAUGCGAGUGGGGAGUUCAAGCCCAUUCACCUCAGGGCGCCCGAUGA
This is a messenger RNA of Trichosporon asahii var. asahii CBS 2479, 3978 nucleotides long. RefSeq lists its product as uncharacterized. NCBI's taxonomy places the organism in Eukaryota, Fungi, Basidiomycota, Tremellomycetes, Trichosporonales, Trichosporonaceae. Bases 1 to 3978 code for a protein of 1325 amino acids. The record is from RefSeq and is a predicted model, not a curated record. The transcript is spliced from 3 exons.